GCUGCGUGACCGUCUUAGGCAGGGAGCAUACGAUCCGAAACUUGCUUUUAAUCUCUUCAAAGCUCCCGUUAGAAGACGGGAAUUUCGUCGUUACUUCAAAGUCUUCAGUGAUUUCCCGAUAACCCUCAGUUGCCAUUGGCGCUCCUGUCACAGGGUGUGACUCCUGCGGGACGUUUUGCAUCUCGGGGAUCUCUGGCUACAGCGAGCUCUCGAGGGGCUUUUAUCAAAGUAGAAGGUUAUAGAAAGCAAAGAAUAGAAAAGGCGAUACUGGUAAAACGAUAAUAGAUUUCCAGAGAAUAAAAUUACGGUGGUGUAGUGGCAGGAGUGUGGGUAAUUGAACGUGAGGUGGGAGAAGAAAAGAGAGGGUGAGGUGCAUGUAAGUGAUGUGGGUGCAAAGGCAUAGGUGAGCUGGCAUUUGAUAGGCUAGUGGUGGCUGAGCUCAAGUUAAUCAGUCAAAAGAGGGCCGCCAGGAAAAAGAGUCCUAGCCACAAUCGUUUGUUUUUCAAAUUCUCAUCGUGUCUGGCUGGCAGCUGUCAGACUACCUUAAGUGCGUGGAGCGAGAGGCGAGGCGGUGCACCGAGCAACGAGACCAAGCAAGAUUCGUGAAUGAAAAGCGAGGUGGGUAGAGUCCGAGGAUGAUGGUGAAUAGUUGUUAUAGUUUUGUACAAUUUCGUAGACAUUUUUUUCGCGUUGUUGUCCGCUUAAAGUCGCGUUUUCCCUCCCAACCUCGCUGAGCAAAUCACCACCACCGUGCAUACAACCCCCCAAUUAUUAUGGCGACCCGGCGUCUCUAGGCCCUUCGUCCUUCAUAUCAGGCAACCAACCUGCUGGUCUUUCACUCCCUCUUACAAUCAAUCCGUACCCCAACUUCUCAACCUUCUUGAUGCUCUGCCUCAUCACUUCCAUCUUGCCACGAUAAUCUUUCGUCGGGAUCUCCCGGAGCACCUCGAACGAACAUCCAAGUUCUUGAAUGUCCCUGAGGAUAUUUCUUCCAUAAUCACCUUGCAGAGCGCCUGUCUGUGCCGUCGUGACGGUAGCAAAACGCAUCAGCUCGCCAAACAGAUCAAAGAUACCAAACAGAUAGUCGUGCGUGGAAAUAAGCACGUCUGCUGGCACCGCUGCCUGUGUCUGCUCUGGUGAAAUGAGCGUCUGAUGGCGAAGGUAAUGGGCAAACGAAAGAGCUUCCACUAACUCUUCCAGGCACCGAAGCGAACUUUGAUACCGAUAACGAUUGAUGGACUGGAGAUCCGCGGACACAGACCCGAGCUGCUUGGCAAUUUCAGCCAGUCUGGUGUCUACAUCCUGUUGGAUAUUGGAUGGGAAGUCCUGGUUUAGCUGUUUCAUUCUGCAACGUCUCUGUGUUAGAUUUACUGGUAAUGUUACACUCAUUGUGAACCUGAAGCUUACCGUUGUAGAGAAAAGAUACUGAGAGUGAAAACAUUAGCCACGCACGAUUCAUAUCCAAUACCGGCCGAAAUACAACUCACAUCUUCUUGCUUUGAGCAGUAACAUCUCUCGACACCUUGACAAUGCGUUCUCUUCGGUCAUGAUGCUGGUCCAAUUCCUCGCGAAAGCCAAGAAACAUGUCGUGGAAGCGUCCCUUGGGCCCGUCACUUUGCUUGCUGCGGGCGUUGCCCGUGUGGUCUCUCUUGACGCCUGUGAUGGCCAUGGUUCAGACAAAUAAAUAAAUCCUACUGCAACUCCAAUGCAAUGAUUUCCUUCUUUGCUGCAGUAGCUCAAUGCUCAAUGGACUCGACGCUGUGGAGAAAAAGCCUGAUGCUGUGCCUACCCGCCCGCCAUCGCCCGCAUCGCCGCUCGACUUUUCCUGCGGGCGCCCGAAAAUGGACACGACGCCCGCUAGGCAGGAACACGUCCAGCUACAACCAACACUACAAAGCAUCGUCUGUUACGGGAUACGCUCGGGAUUCAAGAGCACGUGUCUUUGUUUUUGAAUUUUUCAUCAUUUUUCUUCUCCAUCUACAAAGAUUGCUUUGUUUACUAAUUAUUUUCAUUCGCUCACUUUGUCGUCCUUCUGUCUAAUCACCAGAGACAGCCAGGCAGGCCCCUUUUAAUCGUUCAUCAGGCCAAUAUAAAACACCAGCUACGCGGCACUCUUGGAACCAUUCACAUUGCAUUGGCUAGCAAUCAGAGACAAAAUGGCACCUAAACGGGUGGCUAAGCCCGCUCCAGCAUCACCAAGCUUCAUCUCCUCUCUCUUUCUUCCUACGCAGCUCUUCACCAUCGCCGCCUUGCUGCGGCUCGUUCUUCUCGUCUAUGGCGUUUGGCAAGACGCCAACUCAGCACUCAAAUACACGGAUAUUGAUUACCUCGUCUUUACCGACGCAUCUCGCUUCGUCGCUGCCGGUGACAGCCCGUACGCCAGAGACACCUACCGCUACACGCCGCUGCUCGCAUGGAUGCUGCUACCAACUACCAGCUUCUUCGAGUUUGGCAAGGUCGUCUUUGCCGUCGCCGACUUGCUUGCAGGAUGGUUCAUCGUCCGUCUGCUCCUCAGCAGAGGCAUGACUGCUGAGAAAGCCGGCAUGUUUGCCGCCAUCUGGCUCUGGAAUCCCAUGGUUGCCACCAUUAGCACGCGGGGCAGCUCUGAGGGCCUGCUAGGUGUCCUGACCGUGGCUCUUGUCUGGGCUGUCGAACGCCGCCGCGUUGCUGUUGCAGGGCUAAUUCUUGGUCUCGGUGUCCAUUUCAAAAUCUACCCUUUUAUUUAUGCGCCAGCCAUUGUCUGGUGGAUGGAUGCUAAACGCCUGGGUACCGCACGCAUUGUGAGCAAAUCCAAGCAGCCGACAUUGAUGGAAAAGGCUGUCCAAUUUGUCACAUUUGAGCGAGUUCAACUUGCUGUUAUUAGUCUGGCUACAUUCAUGGGAUUAAAUCUUCUCAUGUACCUGAUCUACGGUCAGCCAUUCCUUGAACACACAUUCUUUCACCAUGUCACUCGCCUUGACCACCGCCACAACUUUUCUCCCUACAACAUUCUCCUCUAUCUCAGCUCUGCCUCGCCAUCCACUUCGUCACUCCGAACAGAAUCGCUGGCCUUUCUACCACAGUUGCUGCUCUCUUGUGUGCUUAUCCCGCUCACCAUGGCCAAAAAAGAUCUUGCCACCUCCAUGAUGGCCCAGACUUUCGCCUUUGUUACCUUUAACAAAGUGUGCACAUCCCAGUACUUCCUUUGGUAUAUGAUCUUUUUGCCCCUAUAUCUGCCAGGCUCUUCGCUACUUAAGCGCCCUGCGCUCGGCAUCUCUGCCCUGGUUAUAUGGAUUGUUACACAAGGAGCAUGGCUUCAGCAAGGCUUCGAACUCGAAUUCCUCGGCAAUAGUACAUUCUUCCCCGGUCUAUGGCUUGCAACGCUCGCCUUCUUCCUUGCCAACUGCUGGAUUCUCGGCAUCAUUGUCAGCGAUGGUAUUGCUGGCUCUGCGUCCACGGCAGUACCGAAGCUGCACGCCGAAUAAGUGGUCACCAAAAUAGUCAUGUCAAAAAAUGGUUGUAAUUUUACUCUACGCUUUACUUUUAUUUAAUGAAUAAACCAUCUUCCAAAAUCAAAAAUUGGGUGCACGGCACAUCGCUAAACCGCGUCCGCCCUACAACGCCGUUCUCGGGGUAUCCUUCCAUCAUCCAAAAGCUGUAAAUAAAAUAAAGCAUUCUCGCUUUAUGCCCGAAUUCGUUGCCGACGGGAAUGAUUCACACCAGAUAUAAAAGGUCAAAAAUAAAUAUGUUUUGUGCAGCGCUCCUCUCAUGGUAAUGCUUUUGCCUCGAGGCGUGGCGGCUCAGUGUAUCGUCAUUCGAUGUGCAGCGAACUUAUCGUAAUUAGAUAUCUUGAGCGACGUCACUCUCGUCUCUGGCCACUCUGGUAAAAUGGUCAUUCGCCCGUCCUUUGCCUGCGAAAUGUGGCCAAAAUGUUCUGCUAGAACGGGAAAGACGAUGCCCGGUCGAGCUGUUAGGACCUCUGCCACAAUCUGAUCCGUCCAGACCCCAGAACAUCUGCCGUCCUUGAUAAGGAAAAAAGGAUUCAACGGUGGCAGAGCCGCAUCUAGAUGAAAUAUUAGAAAAUAAACAAAAUAAAACAUAAACAUGGAUAGUUAUCAUACCAAGAUCGAUAAAUCGUAUGCGAAAAAAUUCAACCUUUGUGAAACGCUUCAGGGUCUCAAUGGCCGCGAGAACAAGUCUCUCAAAGGCAGCUAUAAAGAAGGGGUUCUGAAUCCCAGAUCCAGACUCUACAAGCAGAUCCGGUGUGCAGCAGCAGUUUUUCAGUGUAAUAUCAAUCGACUUGAGUUUGGAUGGGUCUUUUGACUUGAUAGCAGUUUGGAAGAAGACUGGACACAUUCGCCCAGUGUAAGCAAAGCUCUCCAACUGGCUCGCAAUGCUGCCUGCCGCUUCGCAAAUGUGAAUUUUGUUGGUAACCUUUGCGUAAAACGGGGCCAUGGAUGCUUCUCGUCGAUAAUCAGUUUCCAAGCACAAGCGGACAGACGUGAUCCGUUGAGGCAGAAAGGGCAGGAAUUCCGCGAGACUAAUGUAGCUUUUUGAUUUGUUUUUGCUGUAUGCUCCGUGCCAUUCUUCAAGAUUUGGAAAGCCCGCCAAAAUGGUCUGAAAGUCUUGUGGGCUACGGCAAAUGUUCCACUGGCCCUGUAUGAUGAGCGUAUGAGGAGUAAACAGCUUUGGCAAGGAUUUGGGACGAUGAAUGUCAGCCUCGUUAUCAAAAUAUCGAAUCCUGGGUGCUUUUCGGCGUUCUCCUCCUUCGAUUGUGACGAUGCUGACAUUUGGAAGAGUGAUGACAAUGAACCUAAAGGCGGCUUCAAGAGAGCAAUUUUCAUCGUCAGCCGCUUUGCCUGCCUCUCGUUCUCCAAAUAUGGCCACCGCGGACAUGCUCGAUGUAUCCCUUGCACCUUGAAAGACGGGAAACCAUACUUCCACAUGUUUAACGUACUUAGCGAGGCUGGGGCGUUCAACAAAGUGUUGUAUGGCAUUUUGUAUUGAUUUCACCGUAGCCUUCACUUUUAUAUGUCGAUAAAGUCGCUGUUGCACGAGAACCCUCCAUGUCCGGUUGACAAAGGCGAGGUCUGUAACCUCUUUUCGUCGUGCAUUGCGUAACACGCUGCUCCAGCUUGGGUUUACACUAGGGGCCCAGAGGGAGCUAGCCAUAUGUGGCGGUAUGUUUUUUCCAAAAAUCUGAUCCAAAAUCGCCUCGUGUAUUUCGGUUGGUACUGUCGAGAAGAGAGAAUGGUCAGAUUCCGACGGACUGGACGGCCGUAAUGAGCCAGCCAGACCCAGAACCAGCUGCUGAGCAUGGUUUGAUGAUUCUUCGCCAUUGAAAGAUUGUAUAUGAGACAUCGUAUCGACAUGGUCUGCUUCUCCAUCUGAAAAUGUGUAAGGUGUGGAUGAUGGCCGCCGGGGUGGUGUAAUUGCUUCCCCACGUGGCUCCAGGAAAGAGUGAGAUCCAGAUUCGAGUGCAGGUGUUGAGUCGGCCAGAGAAGCUUUUACGGACGAAGGGCUAAGCAGGGCAUCUGCAUCUGCCCUCGCAGAAAGGCCGUGUUCGCUCCGCCAUCGUCGCCGGUCCUUGGGCGGGUUGAUAGGCGGGCUCUCGGCUGUGUAUGGUAGAUGUUCAGCAUUUCCCAUGCUGCGGGGUGGCAAACGUAGGGUAUGGGAAGAUUUUAUGGCUGAGGAAGAUGACAGCUUGAGAAAGGGCCUAUUCCCAUAGAGCUAUUCACAGUUCAGGGUCGUAGGGUGUAUUUUGGAAUUGAGCACGCGGCGGGCGGCCAGUAUUGUAAAAGAGAGAGGAAACCAAGCGACUGAGACACAAGAGGAGCAGAUCGGGGGUGAAGAUAGAUUAUAGAAUACCGCAUGUCACGAGGCAAAGAAUACAGAAAACACAAAGACGGGCCUUAAAGAACGAAUUAAAAGCAAAGAGCGCGGAUGAGGAGGCGGGCAGGGU
[Torrubiella] hemipterigena is the source of this 5941-nucleotide messenger RNA. NCBI's taxonomy places the organism in Eukaryota, Fungi, Ascomycota, Sordariomycetes, Hypocreales, Clavicipitaceae. The record is from the annotation of a GenBank genome assembly.